Molecule: messenger RNA, 3709 nt
Organism: Amyelois transitella
Lineage: Eukaryota; Metazoa; Arthropoda; Insecta; Lepidoptera; Pyralidae
Exons: 13
Coding region: 118-2490 (790 amino acids)
Biological process (GO): DNA damage checkpoint signaling; DNA repair
Source: RefSeq, a predicted model, not a curated record
GUUCGCCAUCCGCCAAAAUUGAAUCGAAUUUAUUUAUGUGUUUUAUUUGUGGAUUUAUUAAAAUUUAUUUAAUUUAUUAGCUAUGAAAUUCGACACUUCAUAACCUUCGAUUUUAAAAUGUCUAAACGAUUUAUAUUUCCUCAACAACAAGGCGAACGUAAGAAAGCUAAACUCGAUGUAACUAUAUCAGAUCAUAAUUUUCCGCUAAGUCAAAAUCCGGGACAAGACUCUAAUCAAGAUAACUGGGGAGAUGACAAUGACGAUGAAAUCCUUCUCUUGGCCAGCCAGGCUUGCGAGCAAGCCUACAAUAAUGACAUCAGUUCAUUACCAGACUACUCUUUGUGUAUGCAGCCAAAGUCCACAAGCACACAAAUCAAUGAUCCAAACCCUAGCACUUCUAACUCGGGAUUCGCCUUUAAAAAACCAAGUAUGUCUGUAUCCAACUCUUUGUCUACAAAUCUCAAAAACAAAUAUUCCAUGAUUUCCUUACCACUACCUGGUAUGUCUUCAAGGAUACAAUCAUCAAAUAUAAUAAAUGAUGAUUUAAAUUUUAACGAUAAGGUGUAUAAAGGGCAAGAUUCAGAUCAGUUAUACAGGCAAUUACUUCAAAUACAAGUGGAAAAUGCGAAAUUGAAGUCUGAGAAUGGGAAAUUAUUGGAGAAGUGUGUUACAAAGGAAGGCGAGGCAUCAAUACUUCGGACCCAAUUGAAAACAUGUCAGAUUGCAGUGGAUAAUGCGAGGUUAGAAAAGAUUAAGGCCCAGGAGAAAGUGCAGAUGGAAUGGACAGACAAAUUAUCAGCAGCUAAUGUCCAAUUGCACGAUUUAAGAACACAGUUAGAUUUCAAGAAUCUUGAAAUAAUCAGCAUCAAGGAGAAAUGCAAGAAGUUGGAGUCAUCAAAAAUAAGACUGACACAAGUUACAAUUGGUAACAAUGACAUAUCCUUAAGUCACAGAAAUAAUAAUAGUAUUACACAAAACGACUCAUUCCCACAACAGCGUAGAGUGAUAUCCACACACAGUGCAACGCAGACAACCACAGCUAAGGAGCAUUUCCUUAAACUGAACAAGAAUUGUUUACUAGACAGUACGGACCUAACGGAGAUUUUACCACUAAUCCUUGAGCCCACGGCGGGACAUCACAGCAUAUUGGAAUAUAACGAGAAACUACAGAAACAUACGGACUCACAGAACAAAUGCAGAGUAUAUAGUACGUUUCAUAGAUUACCGUCUACGCCCGCCCCUUCUAAAGAAAUUGGUAGGAAUAAAGUCGUGUUAGCGAAUGUAUAUGAAGACUUAACGCGAAUCGCUGCGUGUUCGCAUCCCGAAGACUUAGUGGAGAAGUGUUGUAAUGUGUUCAAAGCUGUAAAGUCAGUGUUGCAAGAAGUCCAAAGUGAAUUGGAGAUAGUUUCUCAGCGGGCCACGACCGCCUUCCAGAAGGAAAUGGACGAGAAAUACAUUGAAGCCGCGUCUAACUAUCUACAUGUUGAGAAAUUGGAUCUACUCAUGGGAAGAAGUCUAUACAAAGAGGAGCAAGCUAUGUUAGCUAGGAGAAUGUUAGCUGUUGUUGCGCACCUUUUGCAAAAUACCAAAGUUAUGGAUGUUUUUAUACAGACAAACAUACCUACAGGUUUGAUUGAAACAUUGAGACCAUAUCAAUUUUUGGACGUCGUUCAAAGGAUAUGCACUCUUCUCGAUGAUACUUCAUGCGCCACUUUAUACAGUGGUUUAUUGCUGUCAACCACAGCACUUAUACAAAAAAUACACCACGCACAACUGGACAAUAUAAAGAUGAACAUACUGAAAGCUAUAAUAUCAUCCCGUGCUAUGCCGUUUGUAGCUUGCGACGUUUUGAACGUUAUGAGAAAAAUCCCCGAUGAGUUAUUGAAGAAAUUGUGCCCAGGCGCAGGGGCUGGGAAUCUGAAGGUGGAUUACGAUCAAGGCGUCUUGUUGUUUAAAAAAGACUCGUGUUAUUUACAAGUGUUACUGAAACAAAUCGAAGCUGCUUUAAAGUGUAUGGAGAAACAAGGCUCUGUCGCCGCCGUUACGGUCGUGACGAGAAACCUCAUCGGGAUAUAUAGCAAUAUGAAUGUUGAGCAUUCCGAGCUGAAUCCUGAAUUGGGACAGAACAAAUGCGACUGCCACCUAGUUUUUUUACAAGUAAUCGUGUACGCUCUAAAGAUAUGUGCCGUUAUGUUGAAAAAUAAUCAUUAUAUUAGUGAAAGCAGUAAGCAGGAUCUCAUAGCGACCUGUCGCAGCGGCACGCUAGCGCUGCCGCGCGGCGCCGUGUUGUCGGCCCCGCACUCGGCGGCGAUCGCCGGCGCGCUCGCCGUGUGCUGCGAGCGCGCCGAGGGCGGCCCACACGGCGAGCUGUACGCGAACAUGCUAUCAGAAAUAUCGGCAAUGUUCCACCCUUCUCCCGAGGACAUGCCGGCGUCAUACCACAGACAAGCUUGGAUCAACAGCUUCCAGAACUUCUCUAUGACCGACUGAUUGUUUAGAAUGAAUGAAUGAAUGAAUUUUUUUAAAAUUAAUAUAAACUAUUAUUAAGGAUAGCCUAAUAUAACUUGGGAUUCUUCGUGUAGGCGAGGGGAUAGCAACCUAUUUGAUCUCAAUUCCAUUGUACGGCUGAGCGUGGCCUUUCAGUCUUUUCAAGACUUUUGGCUCUGCCUUCCUCGCAAGGGAUAUAGGCGUGAUGAUAAGUAUGUGUAUACAAACUAUUACAAGAGUAAAACUCAAAACUUGACGACGUACCAUGCUAUAGGGGGGUUGGUCAAGCUUUGAGUUUUACUCUUGUCAUAGUUUGUACAAACAUACAUUAUCAUCACGCGUAUAUCUGGACUGAGAUGGAAUUGAGAUUCAAAUACCAUUCAUUAAUAUCUUCCUACGAAUGUACAAAUUUCGAUCUGUAACAAUAAUUUACUGUUAUGUAAUAUGCCAUUGUAAAUAUGUUAAUAUUAAAUACAUAUAUGCCUGUAUUUUAAUAAAUACCUACUAUAUUAUAAUGAAUUAAUUUACACUAAUAAUUUGAUUGUCAAAGAUGCAGGACAUCACUCUGAAAUCACAGAUUCCAUGAUUCAAUACGGGUAAGGUUCCCGUGCAAAGGUUGCCGAAGUAACACGAGAGUCGCUUCGUCAACCUGACUUAUUCAAUCCAGGAUAUUGUCAAAGUGUGGCAAGUGGAAAGAGGUAGUCUCUGCCUACCCCUCCGGGAAAGAGGCGUGAUUUUAUGUAUGUAUGUAUAUUGUCAAAAAUGCACCCCGGACUCCUCUCCUGAAAGACAGGGUCCAAAAGGGACUAGAAAAAAGAAGUUGUAAUUUCAGAGUAAGACCUCAAUGUUCUUUGGGUAAAUUAAUUUUUAUACCUACUGUGAUUUUUAAAAAUGAAUAAAAAAAGACAUCAUUAUUUAAAUCGUAUUUAUUUUUAUUUAAUUAAACACUUAACAAUAUAAGUUAUGAACUAUGUAUAAUACAAUAAGAAUAGUCAAACGUUAUGAUGGUACGGAACACUUAGUGCGCGAGUCCGACUCAAUUUGCAGUUUAUAGAAAUGCUAAAAGGGAAUAAUACUACAAUUAAAUGGGACAUCAUGGGUUAUCUACCGAACCAAUCUUGAAAUUUUGCAUAUAUUUUGUAGAUACAAUAAUAUAUUUUGUAUAUAUUAUUCAGAGUCUAUAGAAGGACCACUUUUCAUCCCGGCAAAAACUAUUAUUCCC